GGACAAGCUGAGCAGCAGCCUGGGUUGCUCUUCUUCCCCUGCAUCUGACAGCAGUGAGUAUGGGAAGGAAGACAUCUCAAGAUGUCUUCCGAUAAUGACCCUGUUGCAAUCCCAAUGAUAGAAAGAAAUCCUAAUGACCUUCCUGGAAUAGACACCAGUGACCUGAAGACAUUGACUGGAGAGGCUGUGUUAAGUUUUCAUAACAUCAGUUAUCAAGAAACAGUGCAUUGUGGCCUUCCAUUUUGUAAAAAACCAUGUGUGAUAGAAAGACUAUCAAAUAUCAAUGGGAUCAUGAAACCUGGCCUCAAUGCUAUUAUGGGUCCUCAAGAUGGGAGCAGAGCUUUGUUAUUAGAUGUCUUAGCUGCAAGGAAAGAUCCACGUGGAUUAUCGGGAGAUAUUUUGAUAAAUGGAAAACCUCGACCUGCUAAUUUCACAUGUGCUUCUGGUUAUGUGCCACAGAAUGACGUGGUGAUGCGCACGGUGACAGUGAGAGACAACAUAGAGUUCUCAGCUGCUCUUCGACUGCCAAUGACUAUGACAAGAGAUGAAAAAAGAAGACGAGUUAAUGAGGUCCUUGAACUUCUGUGUCUGGAUAAAAUGGCAAAUGUCAAGCCUAGGUCUAAAGAGCUUGAGAAAAGGACCAGUAUAGCAAUGGAGCUGGUCACUGAGCAUUCCAUUUUGUUCUUGGAUGACCCCACCACUGACUUAGACUUGAGCACUGCUACUGAUAUCAUCUCGGUCCUGAGAAGGAUGUCUAGGAGGGGACGGACAAUCAUCUUCUCCAUUAAUCAGCCCCCAUACUCCAUCUUCAGACUGUUUGACAGCCUCACCUUAGUGGCCUCAGGAAAAGUCAUGUUUCAUGGACCUUCACAGGAGUCUUUGGAGUACUUCACAUCCGCAGGUUACAACUAUGAUUCCCACAACAACCCUGCAGACUUCUUCCUGGAUAUCAUUAAUGGAGGUUUCUCUGCUCUAUUAGACACAGAGAAAGAUGGCCAUGAUGCUGAUGAACAUAUAGAUCUUUCUGAGAGACAGCACCAAGUCAGAGAAAACUUAGCCAAUAUGUAUGCCCAGUCCUCCAUCUACAGUGAAAUGAGAACUGAACUGGACUCACUCUUGGGGGAACAGAAGGCAGGGAGGAGCUCAGCCUUGGAGGAGAUCACGUGUGUCACCCCUUUCUACCAUCAGCUCAGAUGGAUUAUUUGUCGUUCAUUCACGAAUUUCAAGGGUUUUCCAUGGAUCACUGUAAUUCGGGCAAUUAUCUCAAUCUUAGUGGCUGUGUUUAUUGGUACCUUGAUCUCUGUUGUAAGAAACGAUUGUGCUGAAGUCUAUACCAGAUCUGUAUUCCUCUUCUUGCUUACAAGUGUUGAAUGUAUCACAGGCAUGUCUGCAGGGGAGCUCUUCGUGAUUGACAGGGAUCGCUUUGUACAUGAGCACACAAGUGGAUACUACAGAGUGUCAUCGUAUUUCCUUGGGAAAUUGCUGGGUGAGCUGGUGCCCAGGAGGUUUUUGCCAAGUAUUAUAUUUAUCGUUAUAAUGUUCAGCAUAGCAGGAGUACGAACAGAUGUGAAGGGUUUCUUCACUAUGAUAUUUACCGUCAUUCUGUUGGCUAAUUGUGUCAGUUCCCUUCCACUGUCUAUAGGAGCAGGGGAUAAUGCAGCAGCUGUACCAACACAACUGAUAGCCAUCUAUUUUAUGUUCAUGGUGUUUAUUACAGGUCUGUCACUAUAUUCCAUAUCCUUCAUGCACGACCUCUCCUGGCUUUACUCCUUGAGCAUUCUGCAUUAUGGAUUUACAGCUUUGCUGCACAAUGAACUCAUGGGACAAAACUUCUGUCCAGAAAACAAAAUAGAAGAAAUCAAUAGAUGUUAUAACUUUGUAAUAUGUACUGGAGAAGAAUUCUUGACAAUGCGGAGCAUCAGUCUCUCUUCAUGGGGAUUCUGGGAGAAUAUCGUGGCCUUAGCUUGUAUAAUGACUAUACUCUUAUCAAUUAUCUUUGUACAAUUAUUAGUUCUUAAGAAAAAGAGACAUUUUAAAAUUACACUUCCAUUUUCUAUGAAUUAUCCUUAAAAACAACAACUAAAAACUUUGUUUUUUUCUGUAAACUCAGUAAAAUUAAUGGUUACUGGUAGGUUAUUGGAGAGAGGCAACCAUUGAUUUCAUGUGUAUACUCAGAGGAGAGGCAGUUAGGCUCCAGUAGAUAUUCACACAGACAUUACUGAUUAAACUCUGUGGGUCAUAAGACAAAACCCAGAGUUAUGAAUGUGGGAAACAGACUUGUAAAGAGGGUAUUUGGAAGGGUUGGAAGGGAAAAAAGAAAGGUAGGAGGGAGUAAGAUUGGCUGAAGUGCAUAAUGUACCUAUAUGAAAUUGUCAAAUUUUUAAAAAUAAAAAUUACAAAUAUAAAAAGGAACUUCUUAUGUAUAGUAUCUAAUGAAGACUUUUUCCUGUUUGGUUUCUGUUAUACUGUAAAUCAGCAGUGAUUAUUUUUUAAGUUCACAAAAUAGUAACAUACUAAAUUAUAAUUAAGAGAAUCUAAGCACCAUGAUAAUGUUAUUAAAUAUUGCAUGUUAGUUCAUCUCAUUGAUAAUUAUCAUGAGAGGUAGCCAAUCAAAUUUGUUUUACCU
Molecule: messenger RNA, 2626 nt
Organism: Microtus oregoni (creeping vole)
Lineage: Eukaryota; Metazoa; Chordata; Mammalia; Rodentia; Cricetidae
Product: ATP-binding cassette sub-family G member 3-like
Exons: 16
Coding region: 82-2070 (662 amino acids)
Cellular component (GO): plasma membrane
Molecular function (GO): ABC-type transporter activity; ATP binding; ATP hydrolysis activity
Source: RefSeq, a predicted model, not a curated record